This is a messenger RNA of Plenodomus lingam JN3, 1002 nucleotides long. Lineage: Eukaryota; Fungi; Ascomycota; Dothideomycetes; Pleosporales; Leptosphaeriaceae. The record is from RefSeq and is a predicted model, not a curated record.
AUGGCGGGGCUCAAAGUGGGAUGGCGGAACGGCGUGACAUCGCGUUUGGAGAUGCGCUCCAAACAAUACCUCACCCUUCACACCGUCGACGCCGCUCACCCCAACGCAAGCGACAUCUUCGCCCUAGCGCCCACCCCAACUCAACUCCUCUCGGCCUCUGGCUCAAGCACAAUCAACAUCUACGACACCACCAAUCCCGAGUUCCCCGUCGUGCAAAAACUAGAAAAUGCACAUCCACUGGGCAUACACCACCUGGUUACUGCGCGGGAGGCAAGGCGCGCUGCAAGUGCAGGGUUCGAGGGCAAAGUCAAGAUAUGGAGUCAGAAUGAAGAGGGCGUUUGGGGGUUAGACGGAGAGAUUGUUGAUCAGAAUAAGCCUGGUGAGAUCUGGGCGAUUGCUCUGAGUGCGGAUGGACAAUAUCUGGCGAGUAGCAGUAUAAACGGCAAAAUCAAUGUUUGGAGUACGAGUAAAGCAGAGGGUAUGCCGCGGAUACGCGAGUAUGAGACGAAAGGUAGCUUUGGGCUCUGCGUCGAUCUGAGUCGAAAUGGCAGCUUCACAGCAUCAGGCCACGAGAACGGAUCCAUCUACGUCUUCAACAACGAGAGCGGCCGUCUCGUACAUUCAUUAGCAGGCCUCGUUCACCCUGUCCGUAGCGUCGCAUUCUCCCCAGCAUCGUCGCUAUUAGCAGCCGGUGGUGACGCUCGCAUAACCGCACUAUACGACGUCAAGUCUGGCGAGCAAGUUGCCAACUUCACAGGCCAUGGUGGAUGGGUACUCACCCUCGACUGGAGUGACACUGGCGAGUAUCUAUUGUCUGGAUCCCACGACUCAAAAGCCAAGGUCUGGCGCAUCGAGACAAGAACCUGUGUGGCCACCCAUGCCCAUGGCGAUAAACCGCUCUGGACGGCCAAGUGGUUGCCCAAAGCGCCAGCCAAGAGCGAAAUGUUUGCGCUGGGUGGUGGUAAUAAUUCCAUUAGCUUUUACCGCGAAGCUGCGGGUUGA